Molecule: messenger RNA, 1302 nt
Organism: Saccharomyces paradoxus
Lineage: Eukaryota; Fungi; Ascomycota; Saccharomycetes; Saccharomycetales; Saccharomycetaceae
Gene: TRM11
Product: tRNA (guanine-N2-)-methyltransferase
Exons: 1
Coding region: 1-1302 (433 amino acids)
Biological process (GO): methylation
Cellular component (GO): cytoplasm
Molecular function (GO): nucleic acid binding
Source: RefSeq, a predicted model, not a curated record
AUGAAGAAAUACCUGUUGUAUAUGGUUCAAGUUCAUUUGAAUUUUAGAAGGGCAGAGCUAGAAUCAUUAGCAGACCUAUAUAAUCUUUCCAUAGACUUUUCACAGUACAACGCCGAUAGUCCCUUUUUUAUUGUAGAGCUGGAGAAUGAUAAGCAAGCUAAGGACUGGAUCAAAAGGUCAAUUUUAACCAGGGGCAUUUACGAAUACUGGGGGCAGGGCUCAACGCUGGAUGAGUUGCAUAAAGAUAUUCAGCUUCAAUCUAACUUUGAGCAGGAUCUACAAUUGAAAUUUAAACAUUCCACUUUUAAGUUCGAAUUCGAGUGCUAUAAAGGCAAUAGUAAAGCCAAUAGAGUAAAGCAGAUUGAGACUUUCCGUUACCUUGGCUUUGAAGGGAAGAUUGAUAUGAAACAUCCUCAAGAGGUUUUCACUGUUAUAGAAGAGUACACUCCAAUUUCGGAAAACGUUGGUGGCAAGACCCCCACUAGGAUUUUUUUUGGCAGACAGAUUCAAAUGAGCAACAGAAGUGCCAUGGAAAAAUAUGAUUUGAAAAAAAGACCUUACAAAGGUACAACUAGCUUUGAAGCAGAAUUAUCGUUAGUUAGUGCUAAUAUAGCUCAAGUAAAACCGGGAACUAUAAUGUACGACCCGUUUGCAGGUACAGGAUCCUUCUUGGUAGCCGGCGGGCAUUUUGGUUCUUUAGUUAUUGGUUCGGAUAUAGAUGGCAGGAUGAUUCGUGGCAAGGGUGCCCAAGUGAACAUUUCGGCCAACUUCAAAAAGUAUGGUGAAAGUUCUCAAUUUCUCGACGUAUUGACCAUGGACUUUACCAACAAUGCAUUAAGAAACAACCUUGUCAUUGAUACAAUAUUAUGUGAUCCUCCGUAUGGUAUCAGAGAAAGCAUUAAAGUCCUAGGUGCUAAGGACCCAGAAAGAUUUCUUGGUAAGGAAGAUGUGGAAAUUGACGGUGAAAAGGCGUAUUUACGCCGCGAUUAUAUUCCAACCAAAAAACCAUAUGCUCUAGAUUCAUUACUGGACGAUCUUUUACAAUACUCCUCUAAAAGAUUACCGAUUGGCGGAAGAUUAGCCUUCUGGAUGCCCACUGCAAACGACGCCAACAUUGAAACCAUUGUGCCAAUGCAUGAAAAUCUGGAGCUAAAAUACAAUUGCGUUCAAGAAUUUAAUAAAUGGUCAAGGAGACUGCUGGUUUAUAUCAAUAGGGGUAGCACUUUCAAUGGACCAAGUAACCAUGGAAUGAAACGUUCGAAAGAUAAUUUCAGGGACCGAUAUUUUAAUAACUUCAACUGA